This is a messenger RNA of Cydia pomonella (codling moth), 3546 nucleotides long. It is a transcript of the gene Gcn5, whose product is annotated as histone acetyltransferase KAT2A. The record is from RefSeq and is a predicted model, not a curated record. NCBI's taxonomy places the organism in Eukaryota, Metazoa, Arthropoda, Insecta, Lepidoptera, Tortricidae. The transcript has 20 exons. Gene Ontology annotation, molecular function: histone H3 acetyltransferase activity; protein binding. The coding region runs from base 339 to 2786 and encodes 815 amino acids. Gene Ontology annotation, biological process: positive regulation of transcription by RNA polymerase II; chromatin remodeling. Gene Ontology annotation, cellular component: histone acetyltransferase complex; nucleus.
AAAAUGAAAUUAGAAUUUUGCGCCUAUUUCUAAUGACAAUUUGGAUGUGUUUCAGUAUAUAUUUCUAUAAUAAAUAAUAUAUAAUAAAAAAUAAAAUAAUAAUUUUUCCUGCAAUUAAUACAUGCUGACCAUAGAUUACAGACAAGCAAAAGCAAACGUCAAAAUCUGUCAAGCAAGUGUCAACUGUGUCAACGCUACGAUAUAGCUACGAUGGACGCGAAUUGUCAAACAUUUCAUUAAAUCUGUUUGUUGAAUGCAAAAUUAUCGAAAAAUACAAACAAUUGUGGCCUAAACGGCCUGAAAUUACGCGUUUCGUAAUAACUGUUUGUACCGUCAAAAUGUCUCAAUUACCAGACGAUAUUGGAGAUAUGACCAUGGCUACGGCGGAGCCAGAUUCUUCACAAACUCACGGGCAUGACGCAACAUCAAGUGCCAAUAGCGAGGACACAGCCGCUGGCAGUGCUGCAACCCCCGCUGGCAGCGAGGGCCAAGCGUCCCGCCAGUCCAACCUGCAGCGGAUACAGCAGCGCAAGCAGCAGGUGUACAACUGGCCGCAUAACAAGAAGUUAUUGAAGCUUGCCAUUUACUCGGCUUGUCAGACCCCGGACUGCAACUGCACGGGCUGGAAGACGCCGAUGCCGCAGCAGGCCAUCAAAGCCAACGCGCGCGCCGACAACCAACCUUUGGCCACCUUCAACGACCCUUGCCGCAACUGCAACCAUAUUUUAGAAAAACAUGUGACCCAACUGCAAGGUCUUCAAGUAUCGGAAGUAAACCGUCUUCUCGGGGCAGUCGUUGACGUGGAGAACAUCUUCAUGUCCAUGCAUCGCGAGGACGAUCAUGAUACCAAGCGAGUUUAUUAUUAUCUGUUCAAACUCCUCCGGAAAUGCAUCCUCUCCCGCUCCAAGCCCACCAUCGAGGGCCCCCUCGGCCAGCCGCCCUUCGAGCGGCCCUCCAUCGCCAAGGCCAUCACCAACUUCGUGCUCUACAAGUUCAACACGCUGCCCCAGAGGGAGUGGCAGACUAUGUACGACUUAGCCAAGAUGUUUCUGCACUGUUUCAAUCAUUGGAACUUUGAAACGCCCAGUGUCAGGAAAUUGCAAGUUUCCAAUCCAGAAGACAUAUCAGCAUAUCAAAUUAAUUACACAAGAUGGCUGGUGUUCUGCCACGUGCCAGCCUUCUGCGACUCGCUGCCGCACUACGAGACGUCGCUGGUGUUCGGGCGCACGCUGCUGCGCGCCGUGUUCAAGUCCGUGUGCCGCCAGCUCAUGGACAAGUGCCACUCCGAGCGCGACCGCAUGCCGCCGGAGAAGCGGGUGCUGGUAUUGACUCACUUCCCACGCUUCUUAGCUCUGCUAGAAGAAGAGAUAUUCAGCGCCAACUCUCCCAUCUGGGAUCCUGAGUACAAACAGGUGCCACCCAACCACCUUCAGGCUAUUCUGGACAAUAAGACCACGCCGCGGCGGGGUGAAUUCGAGCGGGUGACGACCAGCGGCGACAGUAAGGACGGGUUCACCACCGUGUCGCUUUCUUCUGGUUCAAUAAAACAAGAGUCACUCAAGCGCGCUGCCGAAUCCCGAGGCGAAGCUGCCUCCGCCGCCGGCGGUAAACGACGACGUGUCGUGGAAGACAGCGCCGAUGACGUCAGCGAGCGCUGCGUGGCCGACAUCGUGGCCACCAUCACCGACCCCGCCUACAUGUGCGGGCCCGACGCAUUGUUUCAAAUGCAAGCGCCGCGCGAUGAAGCCGCCAAAGUGGAGGAACAGCGGAAGAUGAUAGAGUUCCAUGUCAUCGGGAACUCUCUCACGGGACCCGUUAACAAGCAAACCAUGUUGUGGCUUAUAGGUCUUCAUAAUGUUUUCUCUCAUCAGUUACCCGAAAUGACCAAAGAAUAUAUUUCACAACUAGUAUUUGACCCAAAACACAAAACAUUAGCUUUAAUCAAGGAAGGAAGACCAAUUGGAGGGAUAUGCUUCAGGACUUUCCACUCACAGGGCUUCAGCGAGGUGGUGUUCUGCGCGGUGACCUCCAACGAGCAGGUGAAAGGCUACGGAACACAUCUGAUGAACCACCUCAAGGACUAUCACAUACGGAAUAACAUCCUGCACUUCCUGUCGUUCGCUGACGAGUUCGCCAUUGGUUACUUCAAGAAGCAAGGCUUCAGCAAGGACAUCCGGCUGCCGCGCGCCAUGUACCAGGGCUACAUAAAGGACUACGAGGGAGCCACGCUCAUGCACUGCGAGCUCAACCCCAGGAUAGUCUACACGCAGUUCACGUCGGUCAUACGCCGGCAGAAAGAGAUCGUUAAGAAAUUGAUAGAUAUGAGGCAGAAAGAAGUUAGAAAAAUUCAUCCCGGACUUACGUGUUUUAAAGAGGGUGUCCGCAGCAUACCCGUGGAGUGCAUCCCCGGGCUGCGCGAGACGGGCUGGCGGCCGGCGCGCGCGCAGCCCGCCGACGCGGCCGCCGACGACGUGCCCGCGCUGCGCGCCGUGCUGCACGCGGUAAAGAACCACGCAGCCGCUUGGCCGUUCUUGAAGCCGGUGGACAAAGCGGAGGUCCCCGACUAUUACGACCACAUCAAAUAUCCGAUGGAUCUACGCACGAUGGGCGAGCGUGUGAAGGCACGGUACUACGUCUCUAAGAGGCUUUUCAUCGCCGACAUGACGCGAAUUUUCACCAACUGCCGCACAUACAACUCGCCCGAGACAGAUUAUUACAAGUGCGCAAACACGCUGGAGAAGUACUUCCAAACGAAGAUGAAGGAGGCCGGGCUGUGGGACAAAUGAUCGGAGUUCAGCUUCGACGCCUUCUUCCUGCGGGAACUGCACGCGCUCGCCCCCGCCGCCCCCGCCGCCGCCGCCGGGGCCACCCCCGGCCUCCCACGGUCCUAAUACUAGUACAUAUUAACCGUUGCUUUUGUUUUGUUUCGUUCGAUUUUUAAACGAAACAAAUUUCAAUUAUAUGUCCUAAUACCAUUGAUUCGAAGGUGAUCGUCGGUUUUCGUAAGCGUUGGGCGUCCCUCGUCAAAUUAAACGUAUAUACGUGAUAUAUUUAGGAAAUUAAUCGUUAUAAUUGCUAGAAAUAGAAUAUGACGGUUAAAGUUAAAACAGAAUCACGAAAUAUAACGGGAUUAUGAGAAAUCCUGCAAUAAAAAUUUGAACAUGACAAGAAAAACUAUUAUACACAAGCGUAUACUACUCAUACUAUUCAAGAAAGUUAUCAUCUUUUUAAACGAAAAUAGACAAAUUCUGCCAUUUAAAUGAAACUAAAAUCGUAUCCUCAUACAAUAAAAUGUUAUAGAGUCAGACCAAGCUAAGUUGGCAGCGAUUUUGUUAGCCCAGUCUGUGAAAGUUAAGUAAACUGAGCAUAGAAGUUAGAAAAUAACACUUGCACUGUCUGCACUGUCAAAAUCGCUGCUAACUUACCUUGGUCCGACUCUAUUUUGAUCUUGUUCGGAAGUUCAUUAUUACUUCUAAAGAGAGUGGAGAGAUUGAUAACUGACCAUUUUACACUUUCGACGAAAUAUUUUGUAUGUUAGACCGCUAG